Molecule: messenger RNA, 5117 nt
Organism: Pararge aegeria (speckled wood butterfly)
Lineage: Eukaryota; Metazoa; Arthropoda; Insecta; Lepidoptera; Nymphalidae
Gene: svr
Product: carboxypeptidase D-like
Exons: 23
Coding region: 214-4386 (1390 amino acids)
Biological process (GO): proteolysis
Molecular function (GO): metallocarboxypeptidase activity; zinc ion binding
Source: RefSeq, a predicted model, not a curated record
CGUCAGCUGAGUUUAAGCCGAGUGGGGUGUGAACGUAAAAUGAAAAGUGAAUCAACACUUUGAAAUUUGAAUAAACUCGAGAGUUUGUAUUCUUAUUUCUUUUGCGUUGUAUUUUACAAUGCAUCGGGUUUGCGCAUAAUGCGAGGCCAGUGAAUUGUCAACCAAAAGCCAAACAAAAGUCAGUGUCGCCGAAUGUGAACUGUGGUCGCGAACAUGUUUUCGUUACACAAGUUUUUAUUUGUGAUAUUUACUUUUUUAAUUGGUCAAUGUGUACCUCGCUCCAUUGAAGAUGACGAGUCUUUUAUACAGAAUCCCAAAUAUACUAAAUACGAUGACUUGGUGACUUUGUUUGAGAAGCUAGAGUCCUCUUACCCGGAUCUUGCUAAAGCUUAUUCGAUCGGAAAGUCCGUAGAGGGACGUAAAUUGCUGGUUAUACAGAUCGGCGAGGGUAUUAAGCAGGUCCACCCGGAACGUCCGUCCUUCAAAUAUGUUGCGAACAUGCAUGGCGAUGAAUCUGUUGGUCGCGAAUUGAUGGUAUAUUUAGCGCAAUACUUGCUGUUGAACUAUGGAAAGGACGACAGGGUCACGAAGCUAGUCAACACAACUGAUAUCCAUUUGAUGCCGUCUCUCAAUCCUGAUGGAUAUGAAGCUAGUAAAGAAGGUUCCUGCGAAUCCCUCAACGAAUACGAAGGCAGAAAUAACGCGAACAAGAAAGAUCUCAACAGAGACUUCCCGGAUCAGUUCGACAGGAACAAGGCUAAUGACGAUGAGUACUUGUUCGGGGGACGGCAGCCCGAGACCGCUGCGCUUAUCCGCUGGGUGCUGUCCAAACAGUUCACUUUGUCUGGCAACCUGCACGGUGGAGCGAUCGUUGCCAGCUACCCUUAUGAUGAUUCCAGUGGCAAGCAGGAUUGUUGUAUCGAAAGCCAAACUCCAGACGACGCUCUGUUCAAACACCUAGCGGAGGUGUACGCGUCCCGCCACGAGGAAAUGCACCGUGGAGAUGUUUGCCUACCGGAGAAGUUCAAGAAUGGCGUUACCAAUGGCGCUUUCUGGUAUUCUGUGAAAGGUGGAAUGCAAGACUUCAACUACCUCCACUCGAACUGCUUCGAGGUGACCUUCGAAUUGUCAUGUUGCAAGUACCCAAUGGCUGACAAGCUACCCAAGUUCUGGCGCGAUAACAAGGAUGCUCUUCUUGCUUUCAUCGAGCAGGCCCACAUCGGCUUUCGAGGCUUCGUGAUGGAUGAGGCUGGAGUGCCUGUUAAAAAUGCUCAAGUGACAGUAGAAGGCAUCAACCAUUCCGUGAGGACAACCGAGCACGGCGCUUACUGGAGGAUGCUUCUACCAGGACAGUAUAAUGUCACUGCAGUAGCGGCUGGGUACUCGACCCCACCACCAGUGACCAUUACGGUCACCGAAGUACAAACUACAGUGAACUUCACUGUCCACCGGGCCCCGCGCACUCUGACCGAUGUACGUAGCAGGGUCGCUCGUCACCCAAUCGACGGUCUAUCCGCAGAAGACUUCAGUCACCAUGAUUAUGUGAAGAUGGAGAAGUUCCUCCAAGAUCUAGCGGCUUCAUACCCGGAUAUAACUCGGUUGACCAGAAUUGGUAAAUCGGUUGAAGACCGGGAGCUAUAUGUUUUGGAGAUAACGAAGAGUCCUGGAAGGCAUAUACCCGGCAAACCCGAAUUUAAAUACGUCGCAAACAUGCACGGCAACGAAGUAGUGGGAAGGGAAUUGCUGCUGCUUCUAGCCAAGUACCUCUGCCAGGAGUACAAGAGGGGAGACAAACGCAUCCAGAACAUUCUCAACAGCACCAGGAUACAUCUGAUGCCGAGUAUGAACCCUGAUGGCUACGAGCACGCGAGUAUCAGUGACUACGACAGCUCCAGAGGCAGGUCAAAUGCGAACAACAUCGAUCUGAACAGGAACUUUCCGGACCAAUAUGGACCGACCAGGGACAACUCAGAGCCAGAACCCGAAACCCUCGCUGUGAUGAACUGGUCUCAAUCCAUACCGUUCGUACUAUCUGCGAACUUGCACGGUGGCGCUCUGGUAGCCAAUUAUCCUUACGACAAUAACCCCGACAUGAAGAGUGGCCUUGAAAACCUCUCGCCUGAUAACGCAGUGUUCGUGCAUCUAGCCCACGUGUACUCUGAUGCCCAUCGCAAGAUGCACCUGGGUCAGCCGUGCAAAGAGCAUGCCAGAGCCGAUGACAGAUUCCCGGAAGGCAUCACUAAUGGCGCGAAAUGGUACGUGUUAUCGGGCGGCAUGCAAGACUGGAACUAUCUACAUUCCAACGACAUGGAGCUUACGUUGGAGCUCGGCUGCUUCAAGUUUCCUCCAGCCGAAGACCUGCCAACUUACUGGGAGGACAAUCGAGAGGCCUUGCUCGAGUUCAUCGAAGAGGUCCACAAAAGCGUCCACGGCUUCGUCCACAGCCACAUCGGCCACGUGAUCGCAAACGCUACCAUAUCCGUAUCCGGCAUCCGUCACACCAUACGAUCUGCUAAAGAUGGUGACUACUGGCGUCUGCUCACACCGGGCACCUAUAACAUCACUGCGAGCAAAGCCAAUUACGAGAGUGUAACAGAGCAAAUAACCGUACCUGUGAACGGGUCGGUGAGCCUCAACUUCACGCUAAUGCCCGACGACCCUCAGCACUGGUCUUCGGCCUAUGACUUCCGCGUGUUAGACAACAUAAUAAACACCCGGUACCACUCGCCGUUGGACAUUUACGCGGAACUGGCUGAGCUGGAGAAUAAGUAUCCGGGCAUCGCGGAGUUCCGCGCGGGCGACAGUAUGAAGACAGCAACGUUGCAUGAACUGAAGCUUACCGAUGACAGCGGGGCACCGGAGGAAACAAAGUUCCACAUUGCGCUGAUAAGCAACCUCUACGGGUCCCAGCCUCUCGGUCAAGAGAUUCUCCUCAACUUCGCUCGGCACAUUAGCACUGCGUACACAAUAGGCGAGCCGAGACAUAAGAAACUGUUGCAGAACGCCGUCUUACAUUUCAUACCAAAUCUCGAUCCGCUUUUUGGAAAAAUGCUGAAACAAUAUGAUCACUCAGAGAAGUGUAAGUUAGACGCAUUAGAAGAAGAAUUUGGAGACAGCCUAUACAGUUAUUUAACCAAGAAAAAUGAGAACCCUCUAUCCAACUAUACGAGAGAAAAAGCUUUCGUCGGACUAUUAGAAUCUGAAAAGUUCGAUUUGAUUCUUGAACUAGCUUCAGGAACCGAAGAUGUCACUAUACCGAACUUUUCCAAAGAUAUUUAUGAGAAAAUCGCUCAAAAGUACCAGGAUAACAGAACGCCUAGUAACCAGUAUGAGUGCAGCAACGAUAACAAUGUGGCACAUGAGAACUUAUUCGAUUUAGUGUUCGAAAGGUUCAACAUUCCGUUUGUUUCUCUUGGGUUGAGCUGUUGCAAGAUGCCGUUGGAAAGUGACAUCGCCUGGGUGUGGAGGAAUAAUCUACGAGGAAUCAUGAAGAUGAUCGAACAGGCUUCUACUGGCGUGGUGGGCUUCGUGACGAACGAGCAAGGGGGUCCGAUGCGGAGUGCGGUAGUCGCUAUAGCUGGCUCAGCGAGACAGUACCGCGUGUCUGCUAACAUGGCGUACUACCGCGCGUUGCUACCCCCUGGCGACUACCGCGUCAUCGUGCGUUGCCAUGGCUACCGCGACCAGAUGCUAAACUGGCGCGUGGUGGAAGACGUCAUAAAACAGAAGAACGUGACACUUCAACGAGUCAACGCUGAACAAAUCCCGCACGGACAGUUUGAAAAGAUAGGGGUACAAGUCGACCCAGAUACUAUUUAUGUUGAAGGCUUAACGUUGGACCACGACAGCAACCCGUUGCCCAACGCCCGCAUCAAGGUAUACCCCCAAGACAGCACCCGCUGGCUGUCCAGCAACGUGAGCGACGCGUACGGACGCUUCGUCGUCACCCUACCCAACACGUACAUGGGACGGGAGGUGACCGUCUCCGCGGCGGCGGACGGGUUCAUCGCGAGGAACAAGCUUAUUAAGCUAAACGCCAGCGGCAACGGGACACCCAACGUGCUGCUGAAGUUAGAGGAGGACGACUACAUUUUGGGAAUGCCCCGUCUCGUUUUCGUAAUGCUAGCAGGAGUAGUGGGCGUCGCUUUAGUAGCGCUGGGCGCCUGGUGCUUCAGUUGCCGACAGAAGACAAAAGACGCGCGGCGGGAGUACCUGUUCACGCAGAUACCCUCCGACGACAAGCGGCCGCUCUGCGAAGAAGCCGCCUUUAAUAUAGUCCGCAAGCCAUAUUACGACGAAGAAGAACUACCUCCCACAGAAACGGACUCUGAAGAAGACAUAGUACUCCUCAGGUCAGAGGACAGCUGGAAACAUGUAGAAAAAUAGCCAGCGCUUAGAAAAAUUAACAUUUACAAUCUAAAUGUCUAAUCAAUGUUGUUAUACGUAAAAAGGGUGGGAUAUGUUAAAAUGACAAAAGAGAGCGGCCAUGGUCGGCAAUUGUGCAAUAGGCGUGAUGUUUUGAAAUACGGGCAGUAUUUUUAGUUAUUUUGUUCUGAAGUAUCUACUUAUCUAAUAAAAAUAUCUUAUUUGUGCAGUAAUUAAAUGUUUUGUUGAUAGAAAUUGCAAAUUUUUUGACGCGAAAACGCUCGUCUAUUGAUUUUGGUUUAUGAUUAAUUGAAAAGUUUCUCCCUUCUUUUUAUACUGUCUAAAAAUAUUGGGUAAAUAUUGGGUAUUGCUAUUUCGAAUAUCUCACCCACUCUCAUGUUGGUUUUCUCACUAGCUAACUUUCCCACAUCGUGGGUGAGAUCUUAUUUUCACUGAUACUUCUUGACAAAACAUUGCAAAUACAAUGUAUUAUUGCUCGGAAUUGUAAGACUUGUAAUCACACUAGCGCAAGUUUUGUGUCCAGAGCACUUUUGUAUCCUUAUUAACCUAGUUUUAACGUUCUACUCUUAGUGCGUAAUGCGUAUAUAGAAAUCCUACCUAUGUGUACGCAUAACCUUAACUAACUGACAAUAAUAAUUAUUCGUCAAUCACAAUAUAAUGCUAUGCAUAGUUUAAAAAAAAAAGAUUAUAAAAAAUCGAGAUGUAAGUUUUAUUCUUAUUAGUGAUCAUAA